Molecule: messenger RNA, 4878 nt
Organism: Micropterus salmoides (largemouth bass)
Lineage: Eukaryota; Metazoa; Chordata; Actinopteri; Centrarchiformes; Centrarchidae
Product: guanine nucleotide-binding protein G(s) subunit alpha-like
Exons: 13
Coding region: 1498-2727 (409 amino acids)
Biological process (GO): sensory perception of chemical stimulus; adenylate cyclase-activating dopamine receptor signaling pathway
Cellular component (GO): heterotrimeric G-protein complex
Molecular function (GO): beta-2 adrenergic receptor binding; D1 dopamine receptor binding; ionotropic glutamate receptor binding
Source: RefSeq, a predicted model, not a curated record
GUUCCCAGGGUUCCGUGAGAGCCGUUUGCCCCACCCCACCUCUUCAACGCUAUCUAUCUCAAUGUACAAUCCUCAGAGAAAAAAGGGGGCAAAAAUAAUUCAGAGUAACACUGCAAAGAAACGACCAUCACAUCCCCGACCGGUCCAUCGGAGCAGACGCGGCCUGUCGGCGGUAAAAAUAAAUGUCUCGCCGUUGGAUCAGUGAUUGAAAACACCGCGGUAUGUUCAUGUAUCAUGCACAUGUAACCACAAUCUACCAUACGGAUUCAAAGGGAAUACAAAAAGCUGAGAGACUUGACAGCGGGCUGUACCUACGCCAAACGGGAAAAUAACGGAGGAGUUUCCACGAAUAUCACCUGGAUAUCGAGCUAUAUUACUCAAGGACAUCCAACUGCCUAAAAAACCCCGCAUUUUGCUCGCGCGGAGAAGCUUUCCGAUGUGAGGAGAAAUACAAAUUAACGUUACAGAGAGAAAAAGGACGGAGAAGGGGCCUUUUUUUAGGGGGGUCUGGUCGAACCCUCCGAAAGAAAACCAGCAAGAACCAGCAUCUGUUAAUGAAGAGAGGAAAUCAUUUUGACAUCGGCUUAAAACAGGAUAUUAUUGAUAAGGUUGCUAACAUCAACGACGACCAGCCACACACAUACAAAAAAAUCGGUGUAUGGGCAACAUAAUGUGACGGAUUUGAAAGACGGUUUUGAUAGAGAAAGAAGCCCCGGUGUAGUGUGAUGAUUCACAUGCCGUCAUUUUAAGAGGAAAUAUUUAUUAUUAAUUUUUUUUCACCUGCCCUCAGAUGUGCUUUGGUUAGCUGGAGAACAGAUUGCAAAGAACCCCUAAACACAAUAACGUAAAAAUAUAUGUAUUUAAAGGGGGGAGAGGGUCGAGAAAAAUAGGGCUUUGGCUGUGAGUGGAAAUGAAUUGAAUGGCAGUGUGAGAUAUCUGCCGAAGAUGGGCUCCGAAGGAGACAUUUGCUGAGAAAAUUAAACCUAUAUUUAAAUCUAUAUAAAUCUACAAAAGCUAGCGUUUAGAUUUACACCUUUAAGGAAACAGGACCACCGAUGUUCAUUCAUGUACGUUGCAGGGCUGCAAAAUUUCUCAUCUACUCUCAUGUCAAUGUUGAUGACUUCAUUGCGGAUUUACAGUGAAAAACACAAGAAUCAAGCGUCUGAGAAGACGACAUCGGUGCUCUGCUCCUUUCUGACUGAUCUCUUGUUGAUAAAUUGCCAGUAAAUAGGUCCAUCCACACACAGACAUACUGUGCCAAAGCCUGGUGGAGUCCGCCAUCUACUACCUAACAGGUUUACAUCUGUUCCAUCUACAUCUGGCAACAUAAAUGUCACCCAUUUUGAGCCAGGUGUUCCUCUGUCAGCCCAGUCUAGGAAUUUAGGAUUGAUUGGAUUUUCUUCUGAUCAGCACCCCUCCUUCCCUACAACCAACCAACUAACCAACCAAUCAACCACCCUGCCUCCCCCCUGAACCUGACGCUGGGUUUUAGGGAAGAUGGGCUGUCUUGGCAAUAGUAAGACCGAAGACCAGCGAAAUGAGGAGAAGCAACAGAGGGAAGCCAACAAAAAGAUAGAGAAGCAGCUCCAAAAAGACAAACAGAUAUACCGAGCGACUCACCGACUACUACUAUUAGGGGCCGGUGAAUCCGGGAAGAGCACGAUAGUCAAACAGAUGCGAAUACUGCAUGUUAAUGGCUUCAACGCAGAGGAGAAAAAACAGAAAAUUCACGAUAUUAAAAACAACAUUAAAGAAGCUAUAGAGACGAUUGUGUCUGCCAUGACCACGCUCACACCGCCAUGCCAGUUAGCCUGUCCUGCAAACCAAUGCCGAAUCGAGUACGUCCUGCACCAAGUAAACCAGAAGGAUUUUGAGUUUCCUUCGAAUGAUUGCUGCCAUGCCCACCUGUCCCGAGCCUCCUUGCUCCCAGCGAUGUACAGUACUGUGCCUCGUCAUUGUAGUCAAGUUAGUCAAGAGUUUUAUGACCAUGCAAAGAUCCUCUGGCAGGAUGAGGGUGUGCGGGCCUGCUGGGAAAGGUCCAACGAAUAUCAACUCAUCGACUGUGCACAGUACUUCUUAGACAGGAUUGAGGUGGUCAGGCAGAAUGAUUACACACCCACUGACCAGGACCUGUUGAGAUGCAGAGUACUUACAUCUGGGAUCUUCGAGACAAGAUUCCAAAUAGACAAAGUCAAUUUCCAUAUGUUCGAUGUUGGCGGUCAGAGGGAUGAACGUCGAAAAUGGAUCCAGUGUUUUAACGAUGUGACCGCUAUCAUCUUUGUGGUGGCGAGUAGCAGCUACAACAUGGUGAUCAGAGAAGACAAUCAGACCAACAGACUACAGGAAGCCCUCAAUCUUUUCAAGAACAUUUGGAACAACAGGUGGCUACGAACCAUUUCAGUAAUCCUCUUCCUGAACAAACAGGACCUGCUCGCUGAGAAGGUUUUGGCAGGGAAAUCUAAAAUUGAGGAGUACUUCCCGGAGUUUGCACGCUACACUACACCUGAUGAUGCAAUACCGGAGCCAGGUGAGGAUCCCCGCGUCACAAGGGCAAAGUACUUCAUUCGGGAUGAGUUUCUCAGGAUCAGUACAGCCAGCGGGGACGGACGGCAUUACUGUUACCCCCACUUCACCUGUGCGGUCGACACAGAAAACAUCCGCCGCGUCUUCAAUGACUGUCGCGACAUCAUACAGAGGAUGCACCUACGGCAGUAUGAGCUGUUGUGAUGGGCAGCGGCGUCCAGUCUACUUAUCUACCUACCAACUUACCUAUCUACCCCCCACGACCAGUUAGCCUAUCACCCCCUCCACUUCCACCAAGUUCACCAAACAACAGAGCGAGCGUCUGUCCGCCUGCCCUCCCUUCCAUCCUGAAUCUUCUCCCAAUAACAUGAUUUAAGAAAAACAGAACAGUGGAACAACUUGUUUAUUUUUUUUAAAGGAAACACAUUAAGGAUACACCAAUAACAGUUUCAUCAAGAAUUAGCCAGGACUGACUGCUGUACUCAGCUACACUUUGACCCAGGAAAGAGGGUCAAGACUGGAAUCCGUCAGUACAGCCUAUCCCUCCUUUUAGCUCUCUUUCUCUCUCUGAAAUAAAAACAUACAUACACACACACUCGCAGGUACACACACUACAGCAUAAGACAUCCUGAACCCUUAGAUAGGUUUUAAUGUCUCAUAUCGCGGUGUCACACACACACACAGAUACUUUUUAAAACUGAGUCCUCCUGCUUUUAACAGUUGGCAGAGGCUGAAUUAAAUAAUGCAUUUUGAGAAAGAGGAGUUUAUUCACUGCGUGCUAAAGACAAAGGAGGAAGAGAAGAAGAAGAGAACGAUGAAUAUGAAGAGUGGCAAUCCGAUACGGACGGAGGAGGGCUGUGAGCCUUUUUGUGCCCAAACAGACGGACUAAUUGACUAACGGCUCCCUGUGGACGUGAGCAUGACUCGAACAUAAGACCACACGGCUCACAUGAUUUGCUCUUCAAGAAACCAAUCAAGGAUGAGUGGCAGAAAACAACAAAAAAAAGGAGGGGAAAAAACAAGAAAAUUACCAUACAAUGCAUAAAAUCAUGCAUACCAGUGAACUUCAUGCAGUGCAAAAAAUCCAAGCUAUAUAUAUAGAUAUUAUAUAUGUGUGUAUAUAAAUAUGUGUAUAUGUGUAUAUAUAUAUAUAUAUAUAUAUAUAUAUAUAUAUAUAUUCCUGUAAUAACACAAUUCAACUUUUAAGUUUUUGUUAAUUUUUACCCCAUGUUGUGUGUUGGUGUACACUGUGUGAUCUGCCUUUGUGCACCAUUUAAACCCCCCCUAACUACACAAACAAACACACACACACACACACACACACAUAAAUAUUCCCCCUUCCUGCUGCUAUUUGACAACUAUUCAACAUAUGGAAAAGAAAGGUUGCAUUAAAUAAUAAGAACAAAACAACACAAACGCAGAGCAUGAGGUUAAAGAAAUCACUUAUCAAGACUGGACGCAACAUUUUUACCUGGAAACACAUACACUAACACACACACACGCACUACAGCCCUCAUCAGUAACCCUCUCCCUUUCCACACACCACCACCCCUCCACCUUUUGUCUUAUACUUUCAUCUCCCCCAGUGCCACUUCCUCCCCCUCCCUGCUUUAAAUACAUCUGUCUUUAUUUUACUGCUGGACUAUUAUUCUUGUACAGACUGUAAAAUGUAUUAUUUUGUACAACUUUAUUGAAGAAAAAAAAUAACUUGUAGAAGAUCCCUGUGCCUUGAUCACGACUGUACGUGUAAAAAUGAGCUAAUAUGUAAGUUAUGUUUCACUGCGCUGUACAGCUGGACAGGUUUGUCCCACCUCGUCCGUGCUAGCUCACCCCUCUGCUGGAGGCUGGGUGGGGAUGGGGCAUCGGAUCGGGGCGGAGGCCUUUUGUCUGUUGCUUAGUUUUCAUCCCCCCCUCCUCCACAUUUGUUUGUUUGUUGAUUCAUUUGUUUUGCUUUGACUCUCCUCUGGUUUAUAUAAUAGGAUUUUUAAAAAAAAUGAAGAAAAAAAAAGAUAAUCAAGACACCACCUUAAUGCUGUGUAGUGAAAGAUACUGAACCCUAACACAAUUUAAUAUAUAUAAAUAUAUUUCAGAUUUUAUAUUUUAUAUAUGUACUGUACACUUAUAUCUAUCUCCAUUGUGAGCUCUCCCCCAGGUUUCCUUUGCUUUCUGUCAGAAACAUCUGCAUACAUUUUCAGAAAGUGGCGAUUCUGAGUGCAGCGGGAUGGGUAUUCAUUUCUGGACUUUUUUUGUUUUUUUUUAGCUUUAACUCUUUUGAAGGAGAGGGAAAUAUCCAGUUGCAAAACAUUGCUUGUUUCUACAUAAACCAAAUUCUUUUUGCUUAAACAAGAAGAAGCA